Messenger RNA from Plasmodium knowlesi strain H, 1995 nucleotides. Its product is annotated as dihydrolipoyl dehydrogenase, apicoplast, putative. The transcript has a single exon. The record is from RefSeq and is a predicted model, not a curated record. NCBI's taxonomy places the organism in Eukaryota, Apicomplexa, Aconoidasida, Haemosporida, Plasmodiidae. Gene Ontology annotation, cellular component: mitochondrion; oxoglutarate dehydrogenase complex. Gene Ontology annotation, molecular function: flavin adenine dinucleotide binding; dihydrolipoyl dehydrogenase (NADH) activity. The coding region runs from base 1 to 1995 and encodes 664 amino acids.
AUGGGCGCACGCGCAGGUACAUACAUGUGGAUCGGUUGGCUCCUCCUCCUGGUCACACAAAAUGGCAUAGCGAAACACACAAGGGGUGGGCAUACACUUCAUUCGUUACAUGAAAAAGGGAGCUCUGUCCGCGGGGGAAAAAUAAGAAGCAACAUGUUUAUCAGGUGCAACGGUAUGAGAAACGGUAUGAGAAACGGUAUGAGAAAAGGCAUGAGAAACGGUAUGAGAAGCGGUAUGAGCAGUUCGACACGACAAACUGCGAACCAAGUGGAAGGGUGCAAAUCGCUCAGAGCGAAUGGAAGUGGAAAGGAACAACCAAUGAAACCGUCCAUAGAACAAUACGAUGUCGGAAUUCUCGGGUGCGGAGUUGGUGGACACGCCGCGGCAAUUAACGCAAUGGAGAGAGGAUUGAAAGUUAUAAUUUUCACGGGAGAUAAGGAUAGCAUAGGAGGAACCUGCGUUAACGUGGGAUGUAUUCCGAGCAAGUCACUGCUAUAUGCAACGGGUAAGUACAGAGAAUUAAAAAAUUUAGCCAAGCUGUAUACAUAUGGUAUUUACACUAAUGCAUUCAGAAAAAGUGGAAAGGAAGAUCCAGUGGAAAGAAACCAGUUGCUAGCUGAUACUGUUCAAAUAGACAUCGGAAAAUUAAAGGAGUACACACAAAGCGUUAUAAACAAAUUAAAGGGAGGAAUUGAAAACGGAUUAAAAAAAAAAAAAUUCUGCAAAAAUUCUGAACAUGUGCAGGUAAUUUAUGAACGUGGUCAUAUAGUAGAAAAAAAUAUUAUUAAAGGGGAGAAAAGUGGAAAGGAAUACCAAGUAAAAAAUAUAAUUAUCGCGACAGGGUCUACUCCAAAUAUACCAGACAACAUCGAAGUGGAUGAAAAAACAGUUUUUACUAGUGAUCAAGCAGUGAAGUUGGAAGGACUGCAAAAGUACAUGGGAAUAGUUGGCAUGGGAAUAAUAGGAAUUGAAUUCACAGACAUAUACACAGCCCUGGGUUCAGAAGUCGUUUCCUUUGAUUACUCUCCUCAAUUGUUACCUUUGCUCGAUGCAGACGUGGCGACCUACUUCGAGCGCGUCUUUAUUAAGUCGAAACCGAUGCGUGUGCACCUGAAUACGUGCAUUGAGUACGUGCGAGCGGGAAAGGGAAAUCAGCCAGUCAUCAUCGGGCACAGUGAGAGAAACGAUGCGGAAGAGGAUAAACCAAUUCAAAGGAAUAAUAAAAUCAAGGAAACGCGCGUGGACAGUUGCCUUGUCGCCACCGGGAGAAAACCGAACACGAAUAACAUGGGUCUCGACGACUUGCAAAUACAGAUGAAUAGAGGAUUCGUGUCGGUGGACGAACACCUGAGAGUAGAGAGAAAAGACCAGGGGGUGUACGACAAUAUAUUCUGCAUAGGUGAUGCCAAUGGAAAGCAAAUGUUGGCACACACAGCAUCGCACCAAGCAUUGAAGGUGGUCGAUUGGAUAAUAUCCAAUGGGAAAGAGACACACAACAACACUGUCCAUUCAAUCGCCUCUCACAACGAUUGGGCUAGUAAACCUAUCAUCUACAGGAAUAUUCCCUCGGUGUGUUAUACCACCCCUGAAUUGGCUUUCGUGGGAUUGACAGAAAAGGAAGCCAAGAAGUUAUACCCCCCCGAGAACAUCGGUACAGAGAUUUCAUUUUACAAGGCGAACUCUAAAGUGCUCUGUGAAAAUAACGACAUUACCUUUCCAGAACGCUCGAAAAAUAAUUCAUACAACAAAGGAAAGUAUAAUACUGUUGACAAUACAAGUGGUAUGGUAAAAAUAGUUUAUCUAAAGGAGAGCAAAGAGAUUCUUGGAUUGUUCAUCGUUGGAAGUUACGCUUCUAUUCUAAUUCAUGAGGGUGUGUUAGCCUUGAACUUGAAGUUGUCCGUUAUCGAUUUGGCUCACAUGGUGCACUCGCACCCCACCAUCAGCGAGGUUCUGGAUACAGCCUUCAAGGCCAUCGCCCAGGUUCGCACGCACUGA